Daktulosphaira vitifoliae (grape phylloxera) is the source of this 3660-nucleotide messenger RNA. Its product is annotated as E3 ubiquitin-protein ligase TRIM37-like. Bases 227 to 2428 code for a protein of 733 amino acids. Gene Ontology annotation, biological process: negative regulation of centriole replication; protein autoubiquitination. The transcript is spliced from 17 exons. Gene Ontology annotation, molecular function: ubiquitin protein ligase binding; tumor necrosis factor receptor binding; ubiquitin protein ligase activity. Gene Ontology annotation, cellular component: aggresome; peroxisome. The record is from RefSeq and is a predicted model, not a curated record. Lineage: Eukaryota; Metazoa; Arthropoda; Insecta; Hemiptera; Phylloxeridae.
AUUAUUUAGUACCUUAUUAUAUUUCUCCAUUAAAACUUAAAAUGCAUAGACGUUACGCCAAAAUUUUUAAAUAGAUCGGGACUUAUGUUCCGCUUAAGAAUUAUAAUAUUACUACAUAAAAUCAAUACGCGAUAAACAUUUUAUAUAUUAUUUGCUAUAAAUAGUAAUUCGUUACUGUAAAGGAUAUAUUGAAUUUAAGAACAUAAAUGCAAUUAUAAAUAUUAAAAUGGCUGUGGCACCAAAACAGGAAUAUUUACAGACUUUACUUGAAACAUUUAAAUGCUUCAUUUGUAUGGAAAAAAUACAGGAUGCACACUUAUGUCCUCAUUGUUCUAAAUUGUGCUGUUAUUCUUGUAUGCGCCGUUGGCUUACUGAGCAAAGAUCUCAGUGCCCCCACUGUAGGGCUACACUACAUUUACAUGAAAUUGUUAACUGCAGAUGGGUUGAAGAUGUAUCUGAACAACUUGAUUGCUUGAAUAAUGCUGUAGAUUCAAGAAAUAUUCAACCAUGCUUAGAACAAAGCUGUCAAUCACAUGAUGAACCUUUAACAGUAUUUUGUAUAUCUUGCAAUGUAACUAUUUGCCAUCGAUGUGCUCUGUUUGAUAACUCAGCUCAUAUUGGCCAUUCAUUCCAACCUAUUGAGGAAGUUUACAAUGAAACAAUAGUAAAGCUUGAAGAAAACUGUGAUAAUUUAAAAUCAAAACAAGAUUUAAUUAAAAAAGACAUAAAAGAAGUUGAUAAAAAUAUUAAAGAUGUACAUCAAGCUAAAGAGCUUAAAGUGCGUGAAAUACGCACUGCAGUUGAAUGUAUGAUGAUAGAUUUGGAAAAAGAUCUCGAUACUAAACUUUCUACUCUAGUAAGUCAAAAAAAUCAUCUAGUCCAUGAAUCUAAACAAAUAGAAGAAUUUUUGCAUGAUUGCAAUAUGGAGAUAUCUCGAAUGACUAUGUCUCAACUAGUUAGUAAUGCUUCAAACUUCAUGAGAACCAUUAAUAUUAUGCAAAAAAAACAGACACCUAUACUAAUGUCCGUAAAUCCUGAUUUCCAUAGUGUUGUAACACCUAAAUUUGAAGGUGGUAAUUUAGUUAUUAAAUCAUUUUCUGAAAAAAUGUUUCAAUCUGAGCCAAUUUAUUCAUUACCAAUUGGCAGUAAUGGUGUUAGUUGGAGACUCAAAGUUUAUCCAAAUGGAAAUGGUAUAGUAAGAGACCGAUAUCUAUCUGUAUUUUUAGAGUUAACUUCUGGUCCACCUGGUGUGUCAAGAUAUGAGUAUCGUAUUGAAAUGAUAAAUCAGUUAAAUAAUAAUGAUGCAUCAAAAAACGUACUUCGAGAAUUUACUUCUGAUUUUGAAAUCGGUGAAUGCUGGGGUUACAACAGAUUUUUUAGACUUGACUUAUUGGAAAAUGAAGGCUUUUUAAUACAAAACACAUUGAUUUUGAAAUUUAGUGUUCGCCCUCCUACAUAUUAUCAAAAAUGUAGAGAACAACAAUGGUAUUUAUCAAGACUAGAACUUGAAAACUCUGUACUGUCACAAAAUUUUGAAGAUUUAAAGCAGAAAAUUCCAGCCAAAGUUAAACCAAUUAGUAAUGAAAUUCCAAGUCCCAAAAAAAAACUAAAAAUUAAAAUUCAAUCACUUCUUGAUGAAUUUGAAUGUGUGGAAGCCACUAGUAGUGCUAACAAAUGUCAAAAAAAAUAUUUUGAAAGUGAUGAAAUUGUAAAGGAUCUUACACCUUCCAAUAAUUUAGUUCAUCCUCCUAUUAACGUUCAAACAUUAUUUGAUGGUGAAACUUCAAAUCGUUUUCAAGGAGAAACUGCUCAACUGAUGUUUGAACGACUAAGUAGACUUUUUCAAGAAACAGAAGUUCCUGAUAGAACUAUUGAUAUUGGAAGUUUCAGGGAAAAAUUAAUAGAUAAUUCAGAAAAUCCGAGUCAUCCUGAUUUAAAUUCAGAAAAUUGUUCAUUAGUAUUAAAAGAAAAUAAUACAGACUCUUCCAAAAAAUCAAGUACAGACGAAAAUGUACAAGUAGUGAAUAAAAUACAAUCAGAAAUAACUGAAGCAAGGUUUCGUUUAACAAAGUUAGAAAACGCUAUGCGUAGUACACAUUCAGAAUGUUUUUCAAAACCAAGCAGUUCAAAUCACUUAACUUUAUCAGUAAAUGAUGUUAAUUUACAGACUUCAAAUGAGGACAAUAAUUUAAAUACAUCUAGUCAUUCUAUUAAGAAAUUAGUAGAACUAGAUGAAACAGAUAUGUUAGAUUCGUCAGAAGACAGUUAUAUUGCGAAUCUUACUGAAAAUCUUGAUGGAAUACUUAGUUCAGUAUUAACUGAAGAUGUUUAUAGAGAAUGGGACUUUAUGGAAAGCUCAUCAAGUGACAGUGAACAAAGUAAUACUAAUGAACCACUAUGCCCUGAUCAUUUAGGUCGAAAUGAAUAAUUUUUUUUAAAUUAAUUUCUAUACACUUUUAAUUAAUUUAUAUCCAACUUAUUUGUUUGAAAUAAUUUACACACAUAUUUAAAUUAUAAUACAAAUUUUUUUUUUUUUUUUUUAUAAAAAAUAUAUUGAUAUAACUGUUUUAGAAGACAUAUCAUAAUAGUUACAAUGUUUAAAAUAUAUAUGACUAUCCAAAAAUUAUACAUUUUAAAGUAAAAGUUAUCAAUAAAAUUUUUGUGUUUAUUAAACACAUUUUAUUUUAAAAUAUCUUUAAGUAAUUAAAUUUUAGAUUAAAUAAUUUAUACAUGAUAAAAUGGUGCAUGAGUAUAUAUUGUGUACUAGAGUCACUAUCUAUUUAAAUAAAAAGAUAUAAUUAUUAUUAUUAUUCAAAAAUGAUCAAUCAAUUCCAGUUGCCUAUGUAGGAUAUUUAAAAAAAAAAAAAUUGUAUAGAACUAAUUUUAACAAGGAUUUUUUAAUAUCAAUGUGGUACAUAAUCAUAUUUUUAUCAGAUAGCUAAUAAAAUUUUUAUUAUGUAUGCACAUACACUCAUACUUAUUUGUAAACUUAGCUAUUAUGUCAAACACCAUUUUGAAUAAAAAUAUCAUUCCUACUUUGUAUUUAUAUAUUUUAAAUUUGGAAGCUUAAUUAUUUAUUAUUAUAUUGUUAUUAUUUUAUUUAUUAAUAAGUCACUUCAUUCUAUUUAAGUUAUUUAUUUUUAAUUAAAUGAUUAUCAAUUUUGUUAUUUUUAUUAAUUUAUACUAGCAACAUUUUUUUUAAUAAAUAAAAUAAAUUUUAUGUUCCUUAAAAAUGUCAAAUUUAAUAAAAUGUUUUGAUUUAAAUUUAAGUUAAAUAAUAAAUUUACUUCUACUUUCAUUAAUUAUCGUUAUAGAUAAUGAUAGAACAUUGUGAACGUUUAUCCAUUUAGUCAAUUUUUUAAAACCAAACUGUUUUGUGUAUUUAUAGUCACCAACUUCAACUUAGCCGUUUUCGUGUAUGAUACAUUUGGUGCGUUCGAAAUGAAAGCAGAAAAUUUCUUUUCUUUUGUGUAUUUUAUCAAUUGUAGGGCGUAACCUUUUCUUCUUUAUUUUGGAUAUGUGUAAAUAUAAUUCAGUAUAAGUGAAGUUGUAAACUCUAGUAAUGAAUCGAAAUCUUGUUUAAUCAAUAGAAUAUAACUUGUUACUUAACCGUAAUCUUUCACGAUAAAUACCGAUUGCUAUGCCGCUCUUUCUUCCAUU